AGCGGCUCCUUAGCCGCCUUGGCGCGGGCACCGCCCACAUUGCGCAUGCUCCCUCCUGCAGCAAGGGCGUCAGCCCCCAUUCAUCCCGCGCGCGGCCGCAGCCCCCUCCUCAAGACCCCUCCCCGAGGGGCGUGCGUCGCGCUUAUGUUUGCGUCAUCACGCUACGCCAUUGCUCGAGCCUGGGAAGAUGGCGGCAGCCGUUCUUAGUGGGCCCUCCGCGGGCUCCCCGGCUGGGGCUCCUGGCGGGACUGGGGGUCUCUCUACGGUGGGGUCGGGCCCGCGUCUGCGUCUGCUGCUGCUGGAGAGCGUUUCUGGGUUGUUACAGCCGCGAACGGGGUCCCCCGUUGCCCCUGUGCAUCCCCCAAUGCACUGGGCCCCACAUUUGCCUGGGCUCAUGUGCUUAUUGCGGCUGCAUGGGACAGUGGGUGGGGCUCAGAAUCUUUCAGCUCUUGGGGCUUUGGUGAAUCUCAGUAAUGCACAUCUUGGUUCCAUCAAAACUCGGUUUGAAGGCCUGUGUCUGCUGUCCUUGCUGGUAGGGGAGAGUCCCACGGAGCUGUUCCAGCAGCACUGUGUCUCCUGGCUUCGGAGCAUUCAGCAGGUGUUGCAGUCCCAGGACUCACCACCCACCAUGGAGCUGGCUGUCGCUGUCCUGAGAGAUCUGCUCCGAUAUGCAUCCCAGCUUCCGACGCUGUUCCGGGACAUCUCCACCAACCACCUUCCUGGGCUUCUUACUUCCUUGCUGGGCCUCAGACCAGAGUGUGAGCAAUCAGCUUUGGAGGGAAUGAAGGCUUGUGUGACCUAUUUUCCUCGGGCCUGUGGCUCUCUAAAAGGCAAGCUGGCUUCCUUUUUCCUGUCUCGAUUAGAUGCCUUGAACCCUCAGCUCCAACAGUUGGCCUGUGAGUGUUACUCCAGGCUGCCCUCGUUAGGUGCUGGCUUCUCCCAGGGUCUGAAGCACACGGAGAACUGGGAGCAGGAGCUGCGCAGCCUGGUGGCCUCACUGCACAGCUUGCUGGGGACCCUGUAUGAGGGAGCAGAGACCGCCCCUGUGCAGAGUGAAGGCCCUGGAGUAGAGAUGCUGCUUUCCCAGUCAGAAGAUGGUAACACUCAUGUCCUCCUCCAGCUUCGGCAGAGGUUUUCAGGACUGGCCCGUUGCCUGGGGCUCAUGCUCAGCUCUGAGUUUGGGGCUCCUGUGUCCGUUCCAGUGCAGGAAAUCCUGGACCUCAUCUGCCGGAUCCUCAGCAUCAGUAGCAAGAAUAUUAACUUGCUUGGAGAUGGUCCCCUCAGGCUGUUGCUGCUGCCCUCUAUCCACCUUGAAGCCUUGGACUUGCUCUCUGCACUGAUCCUUGCGUGUGGAGGCAGACUCUUGCGUUUUGGGGCCCUGAUCAGCCGCCUGCUUCCCCAGGUCCUCAGCACCUGGAGCACCGGGAGGGAUACUCUGGCUCCAGGCCAGGAGAGGCCCUACAGCACCAUUCGGACCAAGGUGUAUGCUAUCUUAGAGCUGUGGGUGCAGGUUUGUGGGGCCUCAGCAGGGAUGCUCCAGGGAGGAGCCUCAGGAGAGGCCUUGCUCACCCACCUACUCAGUGACAUCUCUCCACCAGCGGAUGCUCUGAAGCUGUGUGGUCCCAGAGGAAGCUGUGAUGGAGGUUUGCAGAGUGGGAAGCCAAGUGCCCCGAAGAAGCUAAAGCUCGAUGUGGGAGAAGCUUUGGCCCCCUCCAGUCACAGGAAGGGAGACAGGAACGCCAACAGCGAUGUCUGUGCAGCUGCGCUGCGAGGCCUCAGCCGGACCAUCCUCAUGUGUGGGCCUCUCAUCAAGGAGGAGACUCACAGGAGACUUCAUGAUCUUGUCCUGCCCCUGGUCAUGAGUGUCCAGCAGGGAGAGGUUCUAGGCGGCUCCCCUUACAACAGUUCCUGCUGUCGCCGAGAGCUCUACCGCCUGCUGCUGGCUUUGCUGCUGGCGCCUUCCCCACGCUGCCCGCCUCCUCUUGCCUGCGCCCUGAAGGCUUUCUCUCUUGGCCAAGGGGAAGACAGUCUUGAGGUUUCCUCUUUCUGCUCCGAAGCACUAGUGACCUGUGCAGCUCUCACACACCCCCGAGUUCCUCCCCUGCAGAGCUCAGGCCCUGCCUGCCCCACCCCUGCCCCUGUGCCUCCUCCUGAGGCCCCAUCUCCAUUCAGGGCCCCGCCCUUCCACCCUCCCGGUCCCAUACCCUCCAUAGGUGCUAUGCCAUCUCCAGGCCCAGUCCCUCCAGCAGGCCCCUUGCCCUCAGCAGGCCCCAUUCCCACAGUAGGCUCAAUGUCCUCAUCUGGCCCUAUGCCAUCCACAGGCCCAGUGCCCCCUCGACCUGGGCCUCCAGCAACAGCCAACCACUUAGGCCUCUCUGUCCCGGGCCUGGUGUCUGUCCCACCCAGGCUCCUUCCUGGCCCUGAAAACCACCGUGCAGGCUCCAGUGAGGAUCCUGUCCUUGCUCCUAGUGGGACCCCUCCACCUAGCUUACCUCCAGAUGAAACUUUUGGUGGGAGAGCACCCAGGCCAGCCUUCGUCCACUAUGAUAAAGAGGAGGCGUCUGAUGUGGAGAUCUCCUUGGAAAGCGACUCUGAUGACAGUGUGGUGAUUGUACCUGAGGGGCUUCCGUCCCUGCCGCCUCCACCGCCAUCAGGCAGUCCUCCCCCUGUGGCUCCUACUGGCCCACCAACAGCCUCACCUCCUGUGCCAGCCAAGGAGGAUUCUGAAGAGCUGCCUGCAACUCCAGGGCCUCUGCCCCCACCUCCGCCCCCUCCGCCACCUGUUUCCGGUCCUGUGACACUUCCACCACCCCAGCUGGUCCCUGAAGGGACUCCUGGAGGAGGAGGACCCGCAGCCAUGGAAGAAGAUUUGACAGUUAUUAAUAUCAACAGCAGUGAUGAAGAGGAAGAAGAGGAGGAGGAAGAGGAGGAGGAAGACGAAGACGAGGAGGAAGAAGAAGACUUUGAGGAAGAGGAGGAAGAUGAAGAAGAGUAUUUUGAAGAGGAAGAAGAGGAAGAGUUUGAGGAGGAAUUUGAGGAGGAGGAAGGUGAAUUAGAAGAGGAAGAGGAGGAGGAGGAAGAGGAGGAGGAGGAAGAGUUGGAAGAGGCAGAAGAUAUGGAGUUUGGUUCAGUCGGGGGAGAGGUAGAAGAAGGUGGACCUCCACCCCCAACGCUGCCCCCUGCCCUGCCACCUACAGACUCCCCGAAAGCACAGCCCGAGGCAGAACCUGAACCUGGGCUCUUAUUGGAAGUGGAAGAGCCAGGGGCAGAGGAGGUGCCAGGGCCUGAGACGGCUCCCACCCUGGCCCCUGAGGUGCUCCCCUCCCAGGAGGAGGUGGAGCAGGAGCGGGGAGGCCCUGCAGCAGGGUCUCCUCAGGAGCUUGUUGAAGAAGAGCCCUCUGCUCCUCCUGCCCUGCUGGAAGAGGGCACUGAGGGUGGAGGUGACAAGGUGCCACCCCCACCUGAGACACCUGCAGAGGAAGAGAUGGAGGCAGAAACAGGGGCUGCAGCUCCCCAGGAGAAGGAGCAAGAUGACACAGCUGCCAUGCUGGCCGACUUCAUCGACUGUCCCCCUGAUGAUGAGAAGCCACCACCUGCCAUAGAGCCCGACUCUUAGCCCCUUCUGCACCCUGACACUUUGUAUCCAAUAAAGUUAUGUCUGUAGAUAUUUA
Molecule: messenger RNA, 3671 nt
Organism: Onychomys torridus (southern grasshopper mouse)
Lineage: Eukaryota; Metazoa; Chordata; Mammalia; Rodentia; Cricetidae
Gene: Pelp1
Product: proline, glutamate and leucine rich protein 1
Exons: 17
Coding region: 188-3616 (1142 amino acids)
Biological process (GO): rRNA processing
Cellular component (GO): nucleus
Source: RefSeq, a predicted model, not a curated record